AUGAGCCAUCUACACAACAAAUCAUUUAAGGAUACAGUGGUGAAGACUGAGCCCUUUCAUCCCUCGGAGGUUGAAGAUAUCCAAGCAAAGCUCGACAAGAAACUUGGCCCUGAAUAUGUUUCAACUAGACCAGGUGCUGGUGGUGUACAGGUGUCGUAUAUCGAAGGGUGGAAGGCUUUGAACUUGGCUAAUCAGGUGUUUGGUUUCAACGGAUGGUUCUCUGAAGUGAAGACGAUCAACGUUGAUUACCUCGAUGAACGUAAUGGCAGGUAUAACGUGGGGUUAUCCGUUGUUGUACGGGUUACUCUUAAGGAUGGUUCAUACCAUGAAGAUAUUGGAUAUGGAAGCCUGGAUAAUGCCCGUACGAAAGCCAUGGCUUUUGAAAAGGCCAAAAAGGAAGCGAUGACAGAUGGAUUGAAAAGAGCAUUGAGAUGUUUUGGCAACGCCAUGGGUAACUGUCUCUAUGAUAAGGAGUACCUGAGUAAAAUCUCUGGGGUGAAAUGUGCACCCCCAGAUUUUGACGAGUCUAACCUCUUUAGAUUUAACGAUAUGACAAGCCGAUCGGCGGCAGUUCCAAGAUCCCCCUCAAAACCUGAGAGGGCCAAUCAGGUACCAACUACAAGAGCUGGAACUAGUUCAACUACUACUAUUAGACCACCUCAGAGAUCAGUUCAGCCGGACAUUCCGAAGUCAGUGGUGCCAGAGAAAAGAUCCUCCGAACCAACAGGUCCAGUACAACCUGCCAAACGAGUAGAUAACGAUAACAUGUUUGAUGAUUCUUUGACCUUUAGCGAUGAUCUAAACCUGGAAUCAGAAGACUUCAACGAUGAGGUGAAUGAACUACUUGAUGCUAAACUUAAAACACCUGCUCUGGGGCAAGAAGGUGAGAAAGGAAGCCAACAAAAUCAACAACAGCUCAAUCUCUAUACUGAGCCAUCACAAGAGAAUGCAUUCACUAAUGAGACCCCAUCUAGACGACCAAAUGAAACAAAUAAGAAAGAAAACGGCUCCUUGCAACAGCCUCAAGAACCACAAGAACAACCAAGUCAGCAACAUGCACUAGUGAAUCCACCAGCUGAGGUUAGCUUUGUUAAAGCCAGGGUUGCAGAAGAAAUACAGAAGAGUUCCUCAGCUAUAACCAGCGAACAUGCAUUUAAUCCGCAAUUCAUCUCACCAUCAAUACGGAGAACUGUUGACCCCACAAAAUCCACACCUAUAAAGAGAUCAGAAGUGGCCCCUCCACUACAACACCGCAGUGCCCUACGGUACGAUAAUCCACAGUUGAUACCUAAUCGUCAAAUUGGUAAACCUCGGUAUCCACCACCAAAGAGACCGAUUAAUAAAGAACAAGAAAAAGAGGGUUCUGGUACAUCAUGA
Messenger RNA from Williopsis jadinii, 1377 nucleotides. RefSeq names its product recombinase RAD52 (gene RAD52). NCBI's taxonomy places the organism in Eukaryota, Fungi, Ascomycota, Saccharomycetes, Phaffomycetales, Wickerhamomycetaceae. The coding region runs from base 1 to 1377 and encodes 458 amino acids. Gene Ontology annotation, cellular component: nucleus. The transcript has a single exon. Gene Ontology annotation, biological process: DNA recombinase assembly; double-strand break repair via single-strand annealing; double-strand break repair via homologous recombination. The record is from RefSeq and is a predicted model, not a curated record.